GAGUCUUACUCUGUCACCCAGGCUGGAAUGCAGUAGCGCCAUCUCGGCUCACUGCAACCUCUGCCUCCCAGGUUCAAGUGAUUGUCCUGCCUCAGCCUCCUGAGUAGCUAGUAGCUGGGAUUACAGGCACAUGCCACCAUGCGGGCUAAUUUUUAUAUUUUCAGUAGAGAUGGGGUUUGACCAUGUUGGCCAGUCUGGUCUCGAACUCCUGACCUUAAGUGAUCCAACCACCUCAGCCUCCCAAAGUGCUGGAAUUACAAGCAUGAGCCACCAUGCCUGGCCAGAACCAUGUUUUUCAAUCCAGUAUAUUUACAGCAUGAUUUCCUCCCUUAAUUUGAAUUUUAUAUUGUAUUCUAUUUAUGUUAAAUUAAAAUAGCAGUUAUUUCUGAAAAAGCUCCAUCAAAAUCAAUACGUUGAUUACCCAUUUUUAAACGUGCCACUGUGGGUUUCUGCUGCUAUGUGACAGGACUGAUAUUUUAAGUGCCUGGUAAAGUGCAACACACCAAGUGGACAUUCAGUUUAAGGCUGUUUUAUGAUGCAUAUCAUUUGUGCUUUUUACGGUUAAAAUCAAAUCUAAAAUGUUGACAACGAUGGUUCAUAUAUCAACUUUACUCCUCCAUUUUAUAGCCCAUCUUUUAUUGAUUUAGAACUCUGUACCUCUUUAUUAUAUUGUAAAUUUUAAAAAUAUGAAAACAUCAGAGAGAAUAAUAAAUCUUUAUGUCCAAACGUAAUAAGGAGGAUGCUGCAUAUACAGAAAUACACAUGAACUUUUCUCUGGGAAGAAUGGCCUAUUACAAACCACCACUCUCUUCUAUUUGCACAUGAAGGUAGAAACCACAGUGGCAUUAAGAGCAUUUUUCCUUAAGACAUGCUCACAUGAUAUCUAGGAGGCCAAUAGUAAGAACGUGAAAACUUAAUUCUCUGCUAGGAAACAAAUACAUCAAAAGAUUUGGUAUUUUUAGUUUUGAUGAAACUAUACUGUUAUUAUCAAUUUAAAAUAGUUUUCUAUUUGGCGAUUUUAUCAUUUGGGCUUUAAUUAAAUUUUGAGAAAAAACACUUUCCUAAAACAAAACUGAGAUUUUAAAAAAUAUAUUUAGAUUUUAAAUAUAAAUAUAAAACAUACACAGAAGCAUGUUGCACCAGGAGUCCAUAUCAGGAGUUACACUCUCUAGAGUGAAUCCUAGAGAUUGUAUACAUAAAAAAGCUACACCCUUAUUCUGUUGGAUGGCUCAUAAAUGUUGAUCUGGUUAUAGCUUUCCACACUAAUUUUCACUAUUUCUCUUAACAAUCAUCCUUUAUAAUCAUUCUUUAUAUCCAAAUAGUAUAUAUCCUUUACUAUUUGCUCUGAUUUUGACAGGGAAAGGUCCUUCAUAAGAAUUUUGUUGUUCCAUCAGAAGAAAGCAUUUUAACGCCUCUAGCUCAUUUUCCCCUCAAAUAUCCCAAAUACAGUAAAGCCACCUAAAUUCCCAAACCCCAUAUCAAAAACAGUACACUGAAAAACUCCAAAGACUUUGACAGCGACAAGACCGCCAUUCAUGUGUUCCUUCAGCAAGUGCCAGACGCUGUUAUGAAAGUGAUAAGACACUGUCCCAAUCCUCACAGUGUGAGACAGUGAGCAGACUCAACAGAAUGCAUAGGAUGAAAGUGCCAGAAAAGCGACGUCCUCAGGGCGGGAGCAGGGGACGCCGCAACGUAGUCUGCGAGAAUGCGGGAAGGCGGCAGUGAAGCGGCCGGUCGGCUGGGCCGCGGCAAAGUGGGGAGGAAACUCAUCCCGGGCAGGCGUCAGGGUGGCUGGAGAGCGCAGCACGCGCGGACAGAACGGGGGCAGGCGACAGGAAAACGUGUGAGCGCGCGGCUGAAAGCGACUGGGACCCGGGUGUGCCGCGCGCGGGGAGCAGAGCUUAGUCCUGCGGGAGCCGCAAGCAGGACAAGGGCGUGGGUGGGAGGACUGGAAGGUCAGCUGGUAGAUGGGGGACACUGAGGGCAGGCAGAGCAACCGGAAGCUUGCUGCAGUCGACGAGAAGAGAAACUAGGAGGUUAAAUAAUCAGUGACUUUGAAAAAGUCAAAAUACCUCCGAGGUAAAACAAAACAUUUAACAACCCGCCUGGGGAAAAAGUGGAGGGUGGCACACACGUCACUAUCUAACCACAACGCGGAGGCCUUUUAAGUAAAUAAUGAUAAAGUUUUUGUUGUUGUUUGAGACAGGGUCUCGCUCUGUCGCCCAGGCUGGAGUGCAGUGGAAUGAUCUCGGCUCACUGCAACCUCCGCCUCCCGGGUUCAAGCGAUUCUCCCACCUCAGCUUCCCGAGGAGCUGGGACCACAGGUGCGCGCCACCACGGCCGGUUAAUUUUAUUUUUUGUAGAAACGAGAUCUUAAUACGUCGCUCAAGCUGGUCUCGAACUGCUGAGCUCAAGCGAUCCGCCAGCCUUGGCCUCCCAAAGCGCUGGGAUUACCGGCGUGAGCCACAGCGCACCUGGCCCAAAUUUAAUUUUGUGAUGUGGGGUUAAGACAUGGGAAAGCCCCUAGGCUCGGGGAGUCAGGCGGGAAAGCUCUCCCCCUGGCAUCUAAAAAAAUGCCCACCAGAAAGGAGGAAAGGUGGGCUUCCAAAUUGCCGACUCUUCACUCCACAGGCUGCAUUUCAGGUGGGCAGCGCAGCCAGGUGAACACUCAAUCCACCGCAAACAUACGGACACUCUUUUCAAUAUCAGAUUACCAUAAAGAUAGAGGAGCACACCCUGCGCAAAAUCCUUCCUGUCCAGUCCCCUUAAAGCCUCUUUCAUUGUCCUCCGCGACGCAGCCUGUAAAACUGCCAAAGGAGGGCAGAAGCCAAAGUCCACGCGCUGCGCAUGCGCACCAUCCGCAGUGUGGGCGAAGGGCGGUGCUGGAAGGACGUUUCCCAGAAGGCCCCUCCAGCGCAGCUGCCCUUCCUCCCGCUCACAGGCCGCGUGACGUGACUCCACCCACCACGCUUCUCGGUCUCAAACAGCAGUUUGCCUGCGCCCCCCUGCGGCCCAACUGGGUACUACGAACAUGCACUCAGGGCCAGAGCGAGCGAGUAGGCAGAAUGCGGCGAGUCCGGCUGCCGCCGUCGUCACCUUAGCGCGCCGACAGUGAGCGGAGCGAGCGAGGGAAGGGAGGAGGAGGGAGACGCGCAGGGAGGGGAGGGGAGGGAGGAGGCUAGACAAGGCGGGGGAAGGGGGAGUAGCGGUGGCGCAAGCCGCGCGGAGCAGCGCAACCUGGGUCGCUCCCUGCUUCGCCGCCGCCUCCGGACCGAGCCAGCGGAGUCAGUGUCUCAGAGACCCUGUAACACCACAAAGCGGACGAAGGAGUCCAUGUUGGGGAACUUCGCAGCGGAGUGACUGGGACCUGGGAACCUGCUGUGGGGCCGCGGCCGGACCGAGCGCCUCGACCUCGGUCUGAGAUACCUUUCUCCACUAAAAGCAACCACUCUUUGGAGGAAUGGUUGAUUCCAGUGCUGGGGCAGGGAAAGUACAAGAAAGAAAACUACAUCUGAAAAAAAAUAAAAGGAAGUAUCAGGCAAACCCAAAUUGGAAGACAUUUUGCAACAGAACUAAUCUAUAAGCUUUAAGGAGUACAAACAAGGUCAUGAAAGUCAAGACUGGGGGACUGUUCCAAGUUGAAGGAGUCUAAAAAGAAGUAAUCCCUUUUUCUUUUUAUUAAGGAAACCCUUUUCCAAAGAGAAAUGAAGAAGAAAACUGUAUGUACCCUAAAUAUGGGAGAUAAGAAGUAUGAAGACAUGGAAGGUGAAGAAAACGGAGAUAAUACUAUUUCCACUGGUCUGUUGUACAGUGAGGCUGACAGAUGCCCAAUAUGUCUUAAUUGUCUAUUAGAAAAGGAAGUUGGUUUUCCAGAAAGCUGUAAUCAUGUCUUCUGUAUGACUUGUAUUCUUAAAUGGGCAGAGACACUGGCUUCAUGUCCUAUUGACCGUAAACCUUUUCAGGCAGUGUUUAAAUUCAGUGCAUUGGAAGGUUAUGUUAAGGUUCAAGUAAAAAAACAGCUGAGAGAAACAAAAGACAAGAAAAAUGAAAACUCAUUUGAGAAACAGGUCUCCUGUCAUGAAAAUUCUAAAAGCUGUAUAAGAAGAAAAGCCAUCGUAAGAGAAGAUCUAUUAAGUGCAAAAGUUUGUGACUUGAAGUGGAUACAUAGAAACUCUUUAUACAGUGAAACAGGAGGAAAGAAAAAUGCAGCAAUAAAGAUAAAUAAGCCUCAGAGAUCAAAUUGGAGUACAAAUCAGUGCUUCAGAAAUUUUUUCUCCAAUAUGUUUUCUUCUGUUAGCCACUCUGGAGAAUCUUCCUUUACCUAUAGAGCUUAUUGUACAGAAUUUAUAGAAGCCAGUGAAAUCAGUGCAUUGAUUAGGCAGAAGAGACAUGAACUGGAAUUGUCAUGGUUUCCUGAUACAUUACCUGGAAUUGGAAGAAUUGGUUUUAUACCCUGGAAUGUUGAAACAGAAGUCCUUCCUCUCAUUUCUUCUGUGUUGCCAAGAACUAUUUUUCCAACAAGUACCAUAUCUUUCGAACAUUUUGGUACUUCUUGCAAGGGAUAUGCAUUAGCACAUACUCAAGAAGGGGAAGAAAAGAAGCAAACUUCUGGUACAUCAAAUACCAGAGGAUCAAGACGAAAACCUGCAAUGACAACUCCUACAAGGAGGUCUACACGUAACACAAGAGCUGAAACAGCCAGUCAGUCUCAGAGAUCCCCAAUAUCAGACAAUUCUGGGUGUGAUGCCCCAGGUAACAGUAAUCCAUCUUUAAGUGUUCCCUCUUCAGCUGAGUCAGAAAAGCAAACAAGACAGGCUCCAAAACGGAAGUCUGUAAGAAGAGGAAGAAAACCACCUUUACUGAAAAAGAAACUUCGGAGCUCUGUAGCUGCCCCUGAAAAAUCAUCUUCCAAUGAUUCAGUAGAUGAAGAAACAGCAGAAUCUGACACAUCACCUGUGUUAGAAAAAGAGCACCAACCAGAUGUAGACAGUAGUAACAUUUGUACUGUGCAGACUCAUGUAGAAAACCAGUCUGCUAAUUGCUUGAAAAGUUGCAAUGAGCAAAUAGAAGAAAGUGAGAAGCAUACUGCAAAUUAUGAUACAGAGGAAAGAGUAGAAUCUUCAUCUUCUGAGUCUUGUGCUCAAGAUCUUCCUGUGCUAGUUAGUGAGGAAGGGGAAGUUAAAAAACUCGAGAAUACAGGUAUAGAGGCUAAUGUUUUGUGUUUGGAAAGUAAGAUUUCUGAAAAUAUUCUUGAAAAAGGAGGUGAUCCACUGGAAAAGCAAGACCAGAUAUCUGGACUUUCACAAUCAGAGGUAAAGACAGAUAUAUGUACAGUUCAUCUUCCAAAUGAUUUUCCUACAUGUUUAACAUCUGAAAGCAAAGUGUACCAACCUGUAUCUUGUCCCCUAAGUGAGUUAUCUGAGAAUGUAGAGUCAGUGGUUAAUGAAGAAAAAAUGACAGAGAGUUCCAUAGUAGAAAUUACUGAACAUAAAGAUUUUACACUAAAAACAGAGGAGCUUAUAGAAAGCCCCAAGUUAGAAUCUUCUGAGGGUGAAAUUAUACAGACAGUGGACAGACAAUCUGUUAAGAGCCCAGAGGUUCAAUUGCUUGGGCAUGUUGAAACUGAAGAUGUAGAAAUAAUUGCAACAUGUGAUACUUUUGGGAAUGAAGAUUUCAAUAAUAUUCAAGACUCUGAAAAUAACUUACUAAAAAAUAAUCUUCUGAACACCAAAUUGGAAAAAUCUUUAGAAGAAAAGAAUGAAUCGCUGACCGAACAUCCUAGAUCUACAGAGUUGCCUAAAACACACAUUGAACAGAUUCAGAAGCAUUUUAGUGAGGACAACAAUGAAAUGAUACCUAUGGAGUGUGAUUCAUUUUGCAGUGACCAAAAUGAAUCUGAAGUUGAACCAUCUGUAAAUGCUGAUCUUAAACAAAUGAAUGAAAAUUCUGUGACACACCGUUCUGAAAAUAAUAUGCCGUCUUCUGAUCUUGCAGAUGAAAAGGUUGAAACUGUUUCUCAACCAUCUGAAAGCCCAAAAGAUACCAUAGAUAAAGCCAAAAAGCCUCGUACUCGAAGAUCUAGAUUUCAUUCUCCAUCUACAACUUGGUCGCCCAACAAAGACACUCCACAAGAAAAGAAGCGGCCCCAGUCUCCAUCUCCCAGAAGAGAAACUGGGAAAGAAAGCAGGAAGUCUCAAUCACCAUCUCCUAAGAAUGAGUCAGCCAGAGGCCGGAAAAAAUCCCGUUCUCAGUCCCCAAAAAAGGAUAUUGCAAGAGAAAGGAGGCAAUCUCAGUCUCGGUCUCCAAAAAGGGAUACUACUAGGGAAAGCAGAAGAUCUGAAUCACUGUCCCCAAGCAGAGAAACUUCGAGAGAGAACAAAAGAUCUCAGCCAAGAGUGAAAGAUUCUUCCCCAGGAGAAAAAUCCAGGUCCCAGAGCAGAGAACGAGAAAGUGAUAGAGAUGUGCAGAGGAGAGAGAGAGAAAGGAGAACCAGAAAGUGGUCUAGGUCCAGAUCUCAUUCUAGGUCCCCCUCAAGAUGUAGAACAAAAAGUAAGAGUUCAUCGUUUGGUAGAAUUGACAGAGAUAGUUACUUUCCCCGGUGGAAGGGAAGAUGGGUAAAUGAUGGUUGGAGAUGUCCACGAGGAAAUGAUCGGUUCAGAAAGAAUGACCCAGAGAAACAGAAUGAAAAUACAAGAAAAGAAAAAAAUGACAUCCAUCUAGAUGCUGAUGAUCCAAAUUCUGCUGACAAACAUAGAAAUGACUGUCCCAAUUGGAUAACAGAAAAAAUAAACUCUGGGCCUGAUCCAAGAACCAGAAAUCCAGAAAAGUUGAAAGAGUCUCAUUGGGAAGAAAAUAGAAAUGAAAAUUCAGGAAAUUCUUGGAAUAAAAACUUUGGUUCUGGUUGGGUAUCUAACCGUGGUAGAGGCAGAGGCAACCGUGGCAGAGGCACUUACAGAAGUAGUUUUGCCUAUAAAGAUCAGAAUGAAAAUCGGUGGCAAAAUCGAAAACCCCUCUCAGGGAAUUCAAACAGUUCAGGGAGUGAAUCUUUCAAGUUUGUGGAACAGCAAUCCUAUAAGCGAAAAAGUGAACAGGAGUUCUCAUUUGAUACACCAGCAGAUAGAUCUGGAUGGACAUCUGCAUCCAGCUGGGCCGUGAGAAAGACUUUGCCAGCAGAUGUACAAAACUACUACUCACGACGAGGCAGAAAUUCUUCAGGUCCACAGUCUGGAUGGAUGAAACAAGAGGAGGAAACAUCUGGACAGGAUUCUAGCCUAAAAGACCAAACAAACCAGCAAGUUGAUGGUUCUCAGCUACCUAUAAAUAUGAUGCAACCGCAAAUGAAUGUAAUGCAGCAACAAAUGAAUGCACAACACCAGCCUAUGAAUAUCUUCCCAUAUCCAGUGGGUGUUCAUGCUCCUUUGAUGAACAUCCAACGCAAUCCAUUUAACAUUCAUCCUCAGCUACCCUUGCAUCUCCACACAGGAGUGCCCCUCAUGCAGGUAGCCACUCCUACCAGUGUAUCUCAGGGACUACCACCACCACCACCCCCUCCCCCACCAUCCCAGCAAGUCAACUACAUUGCUUCACAACCAGAUGGAAAGCAAUUGCAGGGUAUUCCUAGUUCUUCUCAUGUAAGUAAUAACAUGAGUACACCAGUUUUGCCUGCUCCGACAGCAGCCCCAGGAAAUACGGGAAUGGUUCAGGGACCAAGUUCUGGUAAUACUUCGUCAUCAAGUCACAGCAAAGCCUCUAAUGCUGCUGUAAAAUUGGCAGAAAGCAAAGUAAGUGUUGCAGUGGAAGCCAGCGCAGAUAGCUCGAAGACAGACAAGAAAUUGCAAAUUCAAGAAAAAGCAGCACAAGAGGUAAAAUUGGCCAUCAAGCCAUUUUACCAAAAUAAAGAUAUCACCAAGGAAGAAUAUAAAGAAAUUGUACGGAAAGCAGUAGAUAAAGUUUGUCAUAGUAAGAGUGGAGAAGUAAAUUCUACUAAAGUGGCAAAUCUGGUUAAAGCCUAUGUAGACAAAUACAAAUAUUCACGGAAGGGGAGCCAAAAGAAAACUCUGGAAGAACCUGUGUCUACUGAAAAAAACAUAGGCUGAAAUGGGGAACGCUGUCAAGGACAUUAUCAGGAUAUCUGCAAAGUGCAAUUUCAACAUGUACCAUUAACUGAAAAUCAUACAUAACUGUGAUUGAAAUUUGGUUUUGAUAAAAUUAUUUUUUUAACAUAGGAUAUAAUGUUUUGUUCUAAAUAAAUAUAGGUCUGCACUGCAACUUCUGUAUCCUUCCUUCCCCUCCACCCUCCCCCACAAAAUUCAAGGGAAAGUAAAGGGUUUAAAGGAAUGUGCAUCUUUACUAGGACUGUGUUAUAGUGUGGAUACUGGAAAAUGUAUAGCUUUUUGAUUAGGGCAAUGGAAUGCAUAAAUUAGAAACUUCUAAGUGCACUGGUUUUCAAAGAGAUAUAUAUAAUGCAUUUAUUCUGUCAGGUUAAAAUAUAAAGUAUGAUCUUUAUGGUUUUUUCCCUCUAAUUAUAGAAAGUUAAAUAAUGUAUUACCAUGAAAAAUGUUUCUAAUAUUAAAUAGAACAUAUCAGUUGCAAAGUUCCUAAUGUGUAUUUUUAAAGCACAUAUCUGAAUAAAUUGCCUAGAUAGAAAAAAAAUUAUCACAUGAGUAAAAUUUAGUGUUCAAAACAUUGAGACACUCUUCACCUAUUGUAUGACCAAAUAAAGGUUAUGCUGCUUGUUUUUCUUUUGUGCCUUUGUUUACCCCUAAUUGAGAUAAGCAGUUUGACUUACUAGAUUACAACUUUGGCAGUUCAAAGUCUUUGUUGAAGACUUUGAGGAAAAAGAUUUGGAAAAAUUGUUGACUUUCGGCCGGGCAUGAUGGCUCACGCCUGUAAUCCCAGCACUUUGGGAGGCCGAGGUGGCGGAUCACCUGAGGUCAGGAGUUCGAGACCAGCCUGGCCAACAUGGUGAAAUCCUGUCUCUACUAAAAAUACAAAAAUUAAUCAGGCGUGGUGGUGGGCGCCUGUAAUCCCAGCUAUGCGGGAGGCAGAGUCAGGAGAAUCAGUUGAACCCGGGAGGCGGGGGUUGCAGUGAGCCGAGACCAUGCCAUUGCACUCCAGCCUGGGCAACAGGAGCAAAUCUCCGUCUCAAAAAAAAAGAAAAAAAAAGUGUUGACUUUGUAGAAAUUAUGUUCUUUCAUAGUAUCUUCUUCUACCCGUUGCAGACGAUAAAUUAUUUGUGCCAAUUCGAGAAUUGCUGUUAGGCUGUUAUCCUCCCUUCCUUGGGGCUAAGAAUUAUAAGACUCAUGGCACUGGCGUAAAGUUGUUGUUUAUCUAAUCACUGAUGAAAUUAUUUUCACACUUGAAAAUCCCCAAAUGCUUUACAAUGAAUGAAGUGUUAAUUUGGUGACCAGGUGGUAGCCAUUAGCCAUGUUGCAAAAUUCUAGACAGUAAAACCUGUGUUUUAGAAACGGAGGGGAAAUUUAAAUAAUGGAGUCCUGGUUAGCCUUUCAGGGAUUAGGGAUUUGGGUGUUUUUUUUUUCUCUCUUUUUAAUACUAGAAUAUCUCAGUUUUUAUAAAAGGUAAGUUUAAAAUGUUUAUUGUGCCAUUAUUUUAACUGGCAUCUUGAAAGAACAGUGGGUUUUCUCCAUGAUAAACUGAUUCCAGUAAGAAUUUUCAGUACAUACCAAGUACCUGGAAAGUUCUUUAGAUAAGUUAAUAGAUCCAAGGAGAUACAUGCCUCAGUGAGAUAAACUGACCUUUUUACUAGCUAAACUAUUUAGCCAGAGCAAUACUCUGUAGAACUGUGCUUUUCUAAAGUAAAGAUUAUCUGUUUCUCAAUUUUAUGUGCAUAAUACUUUUCCUGGUGCUAGCUUUGAUAGGCAAAAUAUUUUGAAAUGUUGGCCCCAUAAUGAUUGUGCUAGUUCAUAAGCUUUGUUGUUAUGAGUGUAAUCAUAAAAAUAUUUCCAAGCAGUUUUUGACCUUUAUUCUACAUUUCUGGGCAUUUGUAAUAUGGUAUUCUACUGGUAUAUAUUUUUAAAGUUUGCGUUUAGAUUAUGGUAAAGAAAUUUCAAGCAUAUUUCUUCUAAUAAAGUAUUAAGACAGUGUUUCAGAAUAUCAAGGCACACCUCCUUAGUUGUUUUAGAUUAGAACUCUAGAAACAAUUUUGUGAACGUUCAAAGUAUUUUGAGUUAAGCCUAAGCUGAUUAAUCACACAAUACGUACUUUUCCUGCAUUUUCUUUCAGUGACAUUUGAGAAUUGGGUGGCAUUUUAAAAUGUGUUUUAUACCAUUUAGCUUUUGCAAACAAGUUCUAAAGUUUUGGAGAAAAAGUGAUGUCAAGAGUUGAAGUCUCAUAUAUCUUUAGUAGCACUCCCAUGAAUUAUUUCCGUGACAGUAACAAGUGUGUGUUCCAUAUCUGAUUUGGGGCACUGGUUAGACUGCAUUAAUAGCUACUUGAUUAGAAUUCAAACUUUUAAAAUUUUGAAAUGUUUCAGAAUGUAUUAGAAAAUGCAUGCUUUAUGUUGAAAAAAUACAUUGCUUUAAUAUUCCUCAUUCUUGAGUUCUUUAAGAAAUUUAUGUUAAUUUUGCAUGGGCACAAACUUAAUCAGAAACAUUUUGUGGAGUUACAUUUCCUCUUAUUAUUUAUCAAGGUUCAGUAUUGAUCUUUGAAACCUUGGUCCCUUUAACUUACUAGUCACAUUGACCAAUGUUUUAUAGAAAUGCCUAGAAUUUUGAGACUAAUAGUAGUUAUCCAUUAACAUUCCAAAAGUUUUGUGCUUUUUAAAAUUUGUUUUGGUAAUUAUCACAUUUUUUUCUCUUACCUUCCUUUAAAUGGCCACAGUGUGUACUGCUGGAAUGUUCCAUCCAAAAGAUGUAGCUUCAGAAGCACAGUGAUUGCCCCAGGGUCCAUGAGAUAUUGUUUGUAUUAUGAAGUUGGAGUGCUGUCUACUGAAAUUAUACUCUUAAAUAAAUAUGUAUGUAGUGUGUAAUAUUUUCUAAUAAAUUCUUUUGAUAAACUAA
Molecule: messenger RNA, 11018 nt
Organism: Gorilla gorilla gorilla (western lowland gorilla)
Lineage: Eukaryota; Metazoa; Chordata; Mammalia; Primates; Hominidae
Gene: SCAF11
Product: SR-related CTD associated factor 11
Exons: 17
Coding region: 3705-8096 (1463 amino acids)
Biological process (GO): spliceosomal complex assembly
Molecular function (GO): RNA binding
Source: RefSeq, a predicted model, not a curated record